Molecule: messenger RNA, 5060 nt
Organism: Cyprinodon tularosa
Lineage: Eukaryota; Metazoa; Chordata; Actinopteri; Cyprinodontiformes; Cyprinodontidae
Product: rho GTPase-activating protein 20-like
Exons: 16
Coding region: 142-3246 (1034 amino acids)
Biological process (GO): regulation of Rho protein signal transduction; signal transduction
Molecular function (GO): GTPase activator activity
Source: RefSeq, a predicted model, not a curated record
AUCAGAUUCUCUCCUCAAACCUUUAUUUUUUUUGUUGCUUAUGUUUUUGCUUCCUUCAGCUUCUGCUGAGAUGUGUUGCGCGCUCCUGACAGGGAGGUUAUCGCUGUGUCACUUAAGGACAUCUGGAUACUGAGGGACUGGAUGGAUAGCAUGUCUCCGCAGCAGCGGCAGGACAGCCUCACCCGGGGCGGCCAGCAGGAAAACAGACGGCGAAUGAAGUUCCAGAGUUACCGACGUCAGUCUGCGCCGUCUCUGGUCAUCACCAAGGCUCUCACCAGGUCCAAAACUCUGUCCAGGGAGAGUUUCCUGGUUCCUGCGUUUCCAGAAACCUGCCCGUUAGUCCAGUCCUUUCUGGUCGGCCCCGAAAGGUUCUUCCUCCUCUACGGACACGCCCAGCUGAAGACGGGCAUGCAGACCCAGGACAGACACCUCUUCCUGUUCAGUGACAUCCUGGUGGUAGCUAAAGCCAAGUCAGCCAACAACUUCAAGCAGAAAGCCCAGGUGUGUGUGUGCGAGAUGUGGACGGCGAGCUGUAUGGACGAGGUGUGUGAAGGAAGCACCGCCCCGGAGCGGAGCUUCGUCAUGGGCUGGCCCACCUGGAACUGCGUCGCCGUGUUUAGCUCAUCUGAGCAGAAGGAGAGAUGGCUCUCCCUCCUAAAGAGUCGGAUAAAGGAGGAGAAAGAGAAGGAGGAGCCUAAAACAAUCCCUCUGAGAGUUUACGGGAAGGGACUGAACACCUUUGCUAUUACCAAAACUCUUCCUGUCAGCAACUGGGAUUCAGCCAAUGAGGUGAUCCGCCUGGCCCUGCAGCAGUUUGGCAUUAUAGGAAAUGUCAAAGAUUUCCAGCUGUGGGUCGUCUCCAAGAGAGACAACACACCUUAUCCUCUUAUUGGUCAUGAGUUUCCCUUCAGCAUCCAGAUGAGUCAUGUGAGAGACUCUGGGGUUCAGGGAGGAGGAAGCCGGGACGUCGCAGCGCCACCUGCGGACAGACAGGUGGCCAUGAAGGUGGAGCAGCUGCAGGUGUACAAGCAGUGUCAGUUCAUCCUAAAGCCUCGGCCUGCAGAACCACCGCAGCAGCAGUUACCGGCAGAUUUCUCCCAGAAGUCGUUCAAACGGCGGCGUUCGCUCAUCACCUGGGCCUUCUGGAGAGGCUCCUCAUCUCACCUGAACGAGCUGUCGCUGGCCGGAGCCACUCAAGGCUGCUUGUUCGGUCAGCCGCUCAGCUCCAUCUGCGUGGAGGACGCUCUGCCCAAGCCCGUCAUGGACAUGCUGAUGUUUCUGUACCACGAGGGUUCCUGGACCCGGGGGAUCUUCCGGCGCUCAGCGGGAGCCCGGGCCGUUAGAGAGCUGAGGGAGUCUCUGGAUGGCGGACAGCUUCAGCUUCCUCUCACACGGGAGCACAUCUUCAUCAUCGCCGGAGUCUUCAAGGAUUUCCUGCGGAGAAUCCCUGGGAGUUUAUUGGGCUGUGAGGUGUAUGAGGAAUGGAUAGAUGUGCUGGAGGAAGAGGAGGAGGAGGAAGAACAGGUCCAAGACAUAAAGAGGAUGAUUCGUCGCCUGGCUAAAGAGAACGCGCUUCUGCUCCGCUACCUGUUAGCCAUGCUGCAUGCGGUCCAGGCCAACGCUCAGGAGAACCAGAUGACCAGUUUCAAUCUGUCAGUGUGCAUCGCUCCCAGCUUGCUGUGGCCUCCUGGCGCCCCCUGCAGUCCCGAGGCGGAGGGAGAAGGAGCCAAAAAGGUUUGUGAGCUGGUGAAGUUCAUGAUCGAUCACUGUGUGCAGAUCCUGGGGGAGGAGCCCUCCUCUCUGUUUGGGGGGCCUCCGCAGAGACGCAACAGUGAGGAGAGCGGAUCAGAGUCCUGGGUUUACCCUCUGACCGAUUCGUCCUACGACAGUUUGGAGAAUGAGCUGGACGACAGCAGCGGGGGCUCACCGGGUUUCUGCAGCAGAAGACCCCUUCGAUCCAAACCCCUGCAGAGCAGCCUGGACUCCAUCCUAACGUUCAGCGACUACGACCAAGACACCGACCCAGAGGUGCCGCUUAGCAAGGCUGAGGGCCUGCUGGGUGUCCGGCUGCGCUCGGCAGAGAGGCGCAGGAGGCAGGAGGCCCCAGCUGUGGAGAUCCCCCCCUCCCUGGACUCUCUGUCCCUGGAAGCUCGGCAUUCGCAGAGGCGGAGCUCAGAGCCUGCUAUAGCGUACGCGGGAAAGUUCUGUCCGUACAUGUCGGGCAGUACGGACGGGCUCAGCUGUGAGGAGGAGGACGAACAAUCAGAAAGGCGGAGCAGCAACAUGUCCAGAUGUCAGAAAGCGAACAGCGGAGGCGCUCUGGGGGCCAGCUCAUCCAGUUUGUCCUCUCUAGGGUCUCCAGCUCCAGUUCGCUCCUCCCUGGACUCUCUGGACUCUCUGGACUCCCUCAGCGCAAACCAGACCAAACCAACGCCUCCACCGUCCGGCUCUGCUCCGACCCCGAGCGUUCACGCUAAAGACCAAACACCCAAAGAAGCUCACCACCGGGGGGCGCUGAUAGGCUGCAUGGGCCUGCACCCAAACUCAUGGCUGAAAAAGGAUCGAAGGCUGUCCCUAACUCACCAAGAGAGCUUGGAGAAAGACGACGAGGACAGGAUGGGGGGUGGAACAGCUGAGAAAGGAGCAACGAAGCUGAUCUCCAACAAUCAGCCUAAAACCAAAACAUCCCGCAGAGGCUCAAAGGACGCAGGAGACAAAGGGAACAGCCGACCCUCCAGACCAGAAGCCUCCAGCCCCUCCCUGCUCCGGCGAGCUGCUGGGAGCCUUCGCUUCAACAAACCCACCAGGGUCCAGUCUCCAGAUUCUGCCCUGACGGUUCAGAUCAGCGACCUCGGAGGUGAUGUCGUCACUAAGCGGUGCGAAGCGCCCGAAACAAAGCAGCCGCUGUUCUACAAACACAGCGGGCCGUCGCUGUCCCUGUUCAGACGACAGAGGACUCCCACCGUGGAGGACUGUAACAGCCGGCUGUACCGGCGCCGCGGCUCCGAACCGGAGCGGCUGGUCGCGGACCGGGCCUCCGCCUUCACCAGGGUCCGGCUGCCCAGCGACCCGGGACUGAAGCCGCCAGAGGCAGAUCGGCAGGCCCGUCUCUUGCCUCUCCCCCUGCACCACCAAAGCAGUGAGCGACUACUUCUCCUCCCACCCUCACAGCGAUCCUCAGAGCAGCCAGGAGGUGGCGCUAGCCCUGGUGGAGGGUCAAAGAGAGCGGUUAAAGCGAUGCUGUGAUCCUACAGCCGAGCCUGAUCUGGAGCAGCUUCUGUUUGCUGAAGAGUCGUACGUCUGACAGUAGGAAACACUCCAAACACUCAUCGCUCUAUGCCCUUUAAGUUCAGUUAUAGAAACCAAGAAGAAUUUCUAAGAUCGUUUUAAUCUGCUUCUAUAGAAAACUUCUCCUCUUGCAGGUUGCUUAGUGCCUUUAAGGAAAAGUUCAUUUUCAGCUCCUAUCAGAACCUCCCACAAUAACAUUGUAAUAACAGAUGGUUUUAUAUGCAGCUGCCAACUUUACCUGCUGUUGCCUUUUUUCUUUUAUUUAAAUCAGAAACUCCACCUGUUGUCAUUGGACUGUAUGGUGGCUGUAAAGUUUAAGCAGAUCAGUACAGAUCUACUAACUCCUGCAAUGUUUACUUAAGACUUAGAUUUUAUUUGUCAUUUUGUUUACACAAGUGUAAAACAAAAAGAAAUUUCGUUUGGAACAGCUCUCUGGACAAUUUCAUCUUUUUUUAAAAGUGCAAAAUAGUAAAAAUGACUGUAAAUAAAUUGCUAUAAUAGUAUAAAUGCAAUCUAAUAUAGCUCCACUUUAAACUUUGCAUUUAUUUUACCUAAGUGAAGUUGCCCCCCCUCACCUUCUUCAAAUGGAUGUCAAUUAACUCGACUCUGUGCUCGCUUGUGCAGCAAAAAUCGAUGUUUUUGUUGCUUUUGCCUUGAAGAUAUUAAUGAAAGGUUAAAGGUCAACCAGUCCCCCCAUUAUUAUGAAAUCAGACAAAAUUGGUGUCAAUCACCUCGGCUAUGUUUGUGUAGCAAAAAUUUUAAUUUGUGUUCCUAUCAUUGUAAAGAUAUAAAGAAAAAUUUUCUCCAGGGGUCAUCAGAGGUCAACCACCAUCUUUAAAAGGAUUUCUGCACAAAUCAACUUUGUCUGAUUUGAAGAAGGGGGGACAACUUCGCUCAGGUGUUUAUUUUCACCUGAGGCUGUGUUGCUUUGUAUUUUAGCUAUAAACGAACUUCCUUACACUGUAAAACAAAUAGAAUAUAGUUCAAUUUAGCUUCUAAAGAGAUUUUAAAGUGACUGAUUCAGAGGCGAUUCAUUAGAAAGGUGAUUUUUUUUUUAUUAUUUCUUUUUAUACACCAGUGUGUUCCAGUCUUGUACAGACAAGACAAAAUAGAUCUGUUUAGGAAUUAAUUAUUAAGGCGAUACAUUUUUUUUUUUUUACAGUGUUUUAAAAUUAAUUCACACGUGCAUGUUAACUUUUACCAAGUUUGCUAUGAUUGUUAAAAUUAGGAGACCAGAUUAUAAGGUUUAACUCGGUUUGUACAUAAGUACAUUGUAUUUGAUACUAGAUAGACAAAUUGCUGGUUACAGUUUGCAUUUCACUCUAGAAAAUGUUUUAUAAAAAAAAAAAUGAAACAAAAAACUGGACGACAGAUCUGUGGUAGCCCACAGCACCACCACUUUCCUCCCACCAUCGUGCAUUCUUCAGUCGACGUUGCAGCGUCCCAGUUUAAGCCGAGCCGUCUUUGCUUUGCCGGAUGUCUGCCACGCUCUCUGGGACUCGGGCCACCAUGCCGUCCAGGGAUUUGGUCAGGCAGAUCUGGCAACCCAGACGAGAUCUGCGGCGGAUUAAUAAGAUCCAACACACAUGCUUAGUUUGGUUAACUUUUUACUUACUUAUAUUCAACUUAAUCUGUUAAAGUGGUUUAUUUAUAGGAUCUACAAACAACAAGUUAAACAUUUUUUUGUAGGAUGGUUUGGGCCGUUUUAAACUUACUUUUGUACCUAUUAAAUAUGGACUGGAGUUUCCUAUAAUAAAUAUCUAUUUAAUGAA